This is a messenger RNA of Branchiostoma floridae (Florida lancelet), 1328 nucleotides long. RefSeq names its product myoneurin-like. The record is from RefSeq and is a predicted model, not a curated record. The transcript has 2 exons. Lineage: Eukaryota; Metazoa; Chordata; Leptocardii; Amphioxiformes; Branchiostomatidae. Bases 7 to 1320 code for a protein of 437 amino acids. Gene Ontology annotation, biological process: regulation of transcription by RNA polymerase II. Gene Ontology annotation, molecular function: DNA-binding transcription factor activity, RNA polymerase II-specific; protein binding; RNA polymerase II cis-regulatory region sequence-specific DNA binding.
UAAACCAUGGCCAGCCAGCCGCCGUAUGUCCACCAGCUGCUGCCGGCCGGUCUGCAGAGAAGGCUCAACCAGCAGAGACUCGCAGGCCAAUACUGUGACUUGACCAUAAGGGUGCGGGACGGAUCGUUCCACCUCCACAGGUGUGUGUUUGCAGCCUUCUCCUCCUACGUCGCCCAAAUGGACUCUUCCAGCCAGUCCCUGGUCAUCGACCUGCCGGCCCUCACAUGCCGAGGUGUCCAGCCCCUCGUCUCGUUCCUGUACACCUCAAAACUACACCUGAACGGGGAAAACAUCUUCGAGGUCUACACCGCAGCCGGGUACCUCCACCUUCAGGAGGCUGUCAAGGACUGCGUCGACUUCCUCCAGAAGUUCAAGAAGCAGACAGCAAGCUCGGAAGGAGGAGGGGAUGUCUUAGAGGCAACAAGCACAAGCAGGGGUGAAGACGUUUUGGAGAUGCCCAAUCCUACAACCGUCGUCUCUGCAAGCCCGCAUCCCUCUACAGUUACCUGUAGCCCAGCAGGCGCAAGUGAAGCGGAAUCGGGGUCCUCUGUUACCGGUGUUAUUAAAAUUGAGGACUCCACAAGCUUAACAGGCUGGGAAGAGUUUGCAAGGUUUCAGGACCGUAGAGAUACCACAGCUGUAGACAACAAUGAACCAGAGCUUCUCUCGGCAGACCAUGACAUCACUGACGCAACGGGCGCAGAAAACUCGGACCAAGCAUCGAACGACCCGGACGAACAGCAGUCCUCAGUCGGCAAGCAAACAUUCCCCGAAACUGAAGACUCGCGAGUUGAUCGAAGCACGCCACUGCCACACCAGUACAUAGUAGUUAACGCUGAAGACCAGCAUAGACAGAGUGCUGGGACGGAUAUAAGUGUCAGCGCAAGCACAGACAAUAUGUUAGUCCCUAGUAUCAGUAUGGCAGGUCCCCCUAGUGUUGUUAACUCUACAUCAUAUCCUUUGGCAGAUGACGUAAAUGUAAACCCAGGCUACACGUACGUGUAUGGUCCUGGUUUCGCGAACUCGCCACCUAGUACCAGCAGUAUGAGUGCGGCAGGCAAGAGAAGCGAGUGCAUCUGCCCGCUGUGCGGAUGCGGGUUCAGCCGAAAGUCGACCCUGAAGGUUCACAUGCGUACGCACACAGGAGAAAAGCCGUAUCACUGCAGCAUGUGCCCCGCCCGCUUCUCGGUGAAGUGCAACCUGAAGCAGCAUGUGAAGAGUAUGCACCUGCGCGACAGGCCCUUUAAGUGUGAUCUGUGUCCGGCAGACUUCACCCAGAGGCAGCGACUCAUCAGACACGUCUCAGAUUAUCAUUCAUGAAACAUUUC